This is a messenger RNA of Tribolium madens (black flour beetle), 1788 nucleotides long. Its product is annotated as putative leucine-rich repeat-containing protein DDB_G0290503. The transcript has 8 exons. The record is from RefSeq and is a predicted model, not a curated record. Bases 80 to 1738 code for a protein of 552 amino acids. Lineage: Eukaryota; Metazoa; Arthropoda; Insecta; Coleoptera; Tenebrionidae.
UCCAGUAAACGUCCUAGAAUAUGUCAAAAUAAUCUCAAUCACGUGCCCCCUCAAAAUUCCAAGUAUGUAAAACCCAGAAAUGUUUUGUCCGGUGGUAAAAACCCCUUGUAACCCGUCCCCACCCUGCCCCCCAAGCACCCCAUCCAAGUGUCCGCCCCCCAAAACCCACUACUUCUUCGUCGACCAAACCCCAACUCAAGUUACAGCCCCCAAAAAACGCUCAAAUUCCCACCCACGCAGUGCAAGCAAAUCGUCAAAUGGCAGUAGAAAAUGCUGCGCAUGCGACUCGAAAAACGCAUCAUCCGAUUCAAAAAUAAUCAGAAAUAAAACCAAGAAACAAAACGCAACACCAAGAAAUGGGAAGCCGCAAAUGGACCCUGAAAGUGUCAAACAGCUGAAACAAGACCUGAAAACGAUCAAAGACCAACUGACGAUUUUGACACAAAACCGCGACGAGGCCUUAAACGUCACCAACGAGCUGGAAAUUCGCUACAAAAGCUUGCUGGAGAAGAGCCAAAACCAAGAACGGGAAAUCGAAGAAUUAACACGAAAAAACCUCGCCUUGGAGUCGAAACACCAGAGCAAAACCGACCUAAACGAGCUGAAUUCGCUCUUCAAAGAGUUGGUGGACAAGUCAAAAAUCAUGGAAGAAAGCAAGAAGAAAGUGUGUCGUUGCAUCAAGGAAAAAAGCCACGAAUACCAAGAAAUGACCAACUCGACGAAACAACUGUCGAAAUCCAUCGCCGAAAGAGACGCCAAAUACGCAAAUUUGAUGAGAAACUACCAAAAAACCAAAGAAAACGAGACCAAAUUGAAGGAAUUGAACCAAAGAUUGAUUAAGACAGUUGAGGAGUUGGAGAGUCAAUUACACCAAGCCAUGAUGGAGAUCGAAGCCGCCCACCAGGAGGCCACUGCCCUUGCAGAAGACUUGAACGAAAAAACCAAAACUUUCACUGAAGAAAUGCACCAAAAAACCCACCAAAUCUCCGACUUAAACUCCGCCAUUGACGAACUAAAAACCCAAAUUUCGCAAACCACUGGAAUCGAAAAAAAAUUCCUCAAAUUGUUGCAACAGUACAAAAACGUCAACGAGAAACUGAAAUCGGUUCAAGAUUUGUGUCAAUGCAGAACUGACGAACUAGAAAUGCAGAAGAAGAAAGAGAAGAAUCUGGUUUGCGAACUAGUCGAUUUGAGGCAAACCCUCUUGUGUAAGAGUGAAGAUUGUGGGAAAAUGGCCGAUUUGAGGACCACCAUUGAGGAAAAAAACAAGAUAAUUGAGUGUCAAAGAGCUGAAUUGGCCUCCAAAGACAAACGAAUCGAGUUGUUGGUGAAGAAUGAAGACCGGAUGAAGAAUAAGUUGGUGCAACUGCAGGAGAAACUGGUUGAGAUGAAGAUGUCGACCAAUGUGGUGUGUAGUGAGGUUUGCUCGGCGAACCUGACGCAAGAACUCCAAGAGAUUAUUACGGCUCUGUAUGAAGAAAUCGAGAAGGGGUUGUCGAAAGAUGAGCAAAUUUUGACACAAAAUCGCGAGAUUUGUGGAUUGCAAUGCACCCUUAAUACUAAAGAAAAAGCAUUGAUUUAUGCUUGUAAUCAGCUAAAAAUACUCCGAGACCAAUUUCAGGCGACCUUAAAUGAAAAACGGGCAUUGGCUGAACAGUUGCAAGAAUUGCGUGUGCAGAGCAACUUCGGGGACUCCAGCGACGCCUAUCUCGAGGAAUGCAGUUGUGGUAGUUGUUAGUUGCGUUUCAAUAAAGUUUCAAACGUCAAAAUUGACUUUUCUGUUGAAAA